GCGCCAUCCGGUCCGUCAUUCACUCAAUCACUCCAUCCCGCCGCUCCUCAACCGCCGGUCAAUCCUAGCGACCCCGAACUCGCAAGCUGCCCAUCACAAAAGAGCCCAUAAAUAUCCUACCAUCUCCAUACAAUGUUGUGCCCCAGCCAAGUCAAUUUUUUCUGUUCCUCGCUCGGCUCCCUUUUCCUCGGCCUUCUCUCGCUGAGUUUCCCAGCUGAGGCUUCGGGACCCCCUUGAUACGUUUCAGCAGCCAUGGCUACUCGUGCCUACCCUCAGCACGAGAUCUCCGCAUUCCCCGAAAAGACAAUCAUUAAAAAUGUGCGGAGUGAUGAGUUCAGCAAUGAUACCGACCAAGAAAGCGAGAUCAUCAAAUACUGGGACGAUAAGGAAGAAGCCCGAGUUCGUCGGAAGAUUGACUUUAUUCUUUUACCUGUCCUUGGCCUCGCUUUUUUUGGUCUUCAAGUUGAUCGUGGCAAUAUUAGCGCUGCCUUGACCUCCACCAUCACGGAAGAUCUGCAUAUCAACACCAAUCAGAUCAAUGUCGGGACCCAGCUUUUGUCCGCAGGAAUCGUCGUCAGUGAGAUACCUUCGAAUAUCAUUCUGCAGCGUGUCGGUCCGCAAGUCUGGUUAUCGGCCCAGCUUGUUGCUUGGGGGGUUGUUGGGGUCUUCCAGGCCUUCGUCAAAUCAUAUCCCGCUUUCUUGGUCACCAGACUGCUGCUGGGAUUGCUUGAGGGUGGUUUCAUUCCUGGUGCUCUCUACUACCUCUCUCAGUGGUACAAGCGUCCCGAAACCAGUUUUCGUACAACUCUCUUCUUCUAUGGUCAGAUGUUUGCUGGUGCUACAUCUAGUCUAAUCUCUGCAGGGCUGUUGAAGCUUUCGGGGAGGGGUGGACUCGCGGGGUGGCAGUGGAUUUUUCUGAUUGAGGGUCUGAUCACCAUUUUCGCCGCUAUUCUUUUCAUUCUCUUCAUCCCCAAGAGAGCUGGUGAUGGUAGUCCUCUCGCCAGCAUGGGUCGCUGGAGUUACUUCACCGAGCGCGAAAAGCAGAUCAUCCGCGACCGAGUCCUACUCGACGACCCGCUGAAAGCCCGCGACAACAUUAAAAUCACCGGUCGCGAUAUCUGGGACACCAUACGCAAGCCCACCGUCAUCCAGCAUUUCAUGAUCACUCUCGUUUCGAUGUCCGCUUUCCAGGGCCUGAAUCAAUAUGCACCCAGCAUGAUCAAGUCGUUUGGCUUCAGUGCUGUCCGUGCCAACGCUCUGGCCAGUGUUGCUGUCUACGCGAGCAUUGUCUGGUUGACCAUUCUUGCGUGGCUAUCGGAUAAAACUGGCGUACGCGGACCAUUCGUCCUGUUGUGUAUCACUUGGAACGUCAUCUCUUAUGCCUGUCUUCGCACUGUUCCUGAUGAUGCUUCCCGCUGGCACAAGUACGCCGUCAUCACGAUUGCGAAUACCGUCUACGCCAGCAUGCAUGUUCUGAACAUCGCUUGGCUCGGGUUCAAUUGCAAGACACCUCAAGAGCGAAGCAUUGCCAUGGCGUUGAUCGUCAUGGCGGCCAACUGCGCUGGUAUCUCGGGCUCGCAGAUCUUUCGCACUUCGGACAAGCCGCUGUAUUACCAUGCGUUGACCGCUAUUACUGCCUUGGCGGGCGCCUCAUGGGUACAGACUCUGGUGUUGAUUCUAUGGUACGCAGUCACGCAGAAGCGCACUGGGAGAAAAGGAGCCGUUUAG
Messenger RNA from Aspergillus saccharolyticus JOP 1030-1, 1728 nucleotides. RefSeq names its product vitamin H transporter. The coding region runs from base 253 to 1728 and encodes 491 amino acids. Gene Ontology annotation, molecular function: transmembrane transporter activity. Gene Ontology annotation, cellular component: membrane. The transcript is spliced from 7 exons. Lineage: Eukaryota; Fungi; Ascomycota; Eurotiomycetes; Eurotiales; Aspergillaceae. The record is from RefSeq and is a predicted model, not a curated record. Gene Ontology annotation, biological process: transmembrane transport.